This is a messenger RNA of Beta vulgaris subsp. vulgaris (sugar beet), 630 nucleotides long. RefSeq lists its product as hypothetical. The record is from RefSeq and is a predicted model, not a curated record. NCBI's taxonomy places the organism in Eukaryota, Viridiplantae, Streptophyta, Magnoliopsida, Caryophyllales, Amaranthaceae. Gene Ontology annotation, biological process: seed dormancy process. The transcript has a single exon. The coding region runs from base 138 to 434 and encodes 98 amino acids.
CUCAGCUCAUAAUUCCAUUGUUAAGCUUAUACAACUCCAUAUCCUGAGCUUAGAGUUCAAACUUAUAUAUAAAGCAAUAAAAGAUAACGACUCCCCCUAUAUAAAAACCCCUCAAAACAUAAUCAUCGUAGGAGCACAUGGCGACGAGCAAGGAAGACUUGAAAUAUGGAACGGCGCAAGCAAGGCUAAGAGAAGAUGACGCCACAAGGGUAGCAUACAAAGCCGGCACACCACUAGAAGGAGGCAAAAUAGCUGAGUCUGAGCCAGUAGACUUCUUCUCAGCUGCCCAUAAUAUUGACAAAGCUCAAUCUCAAGGUGCUGAUCAGCUUGGGUCCGCCCAGCCUCAGUCGAAGCGCGACGAAAAUGAAGCUGAUCAAGGUGGUGCUGGAACUCAUCCCAAUCCUUCUUCUAGGCGUUUGCCCAAGAAGCAAUAGAGCAUGAUCAUAAAUACUUUUUCAUUUUAGCUAUGUAAGACUUAUUUGGACUAGUUUUACGGCUUUACCCUAGUGAGUUUGGGUUGCAAACAGGUCAAGUUGUAGCUCGAAAGAAUAGAGUCAAGAUUUAACUUGUUUGGGUUGUUUGGGCUAUUCUUAAUAACAAUUAUACAAGUUAGAACCAGCUUUAAUUUAA